Closterium sp. NIES-65 is the source of this 4668-nucleotide messenger RNA. Lineage: Eukaryota; Viridiplantae; Streptophyta; Zygnematophyceae; Desmidiales; Closteriaceae. The record is from the annotation of a GenBank genome assembly.
AUGUCGGCCGCCCCGAAAGUCGGCGAAGUGACGCCGACUUCGCAGGACUUCCCUCUGUAUCUCGACCUGGGUAGUGGACUCACUGCCAAGCUCGACGAACACGACUACGCCGUCCUCGUAGACCAUAGGCUAGAGUUCAACGCCCGUUGCUUGGGAUUCAGCCUCAAGUACGCAUGGAUUCGCGCGGCGCCGGCCAACAUGCGAUUGUGGUCGAUAGGACUCGGCCGGCUUCGGGCGGCGAUGGGCAAGGAAGACCACUCAUGCUUUGCUACGGUGUUCGACGCCGACGUAGCUGUUAUCCCUCUGUAUUCGAGGUUUUUCCGGGCGGUGGUGCUGGCCGAGCUCGGCCGCGAUGGCCGGCAGUGGGAGUGGCCGAAGCCUUUUGCUGAAGAGGUGGCGGACAGGCUCGCCGACUGCGAUGAACCCGUUCGAGAUAAAGUGCGUGACACCGUCCGGGACAGCGACGCAGGCUCUGGCCUCCUAUCAAUGAGCGCGCUGUGGUGGGUGGUGAAGAGGAUGGAUCGCCUGACCGGCGACGACCGUCGCAGUGCGACCAGCAUGGACAAGGUCCUCGUUUCGGGGUUGAAGGAGCUGCGGAUUCGGAUGAUCACAUACAUCAAGGAACACGUCGCACGAAAACGGUCAGGCCAUGUCGGAGUUGCUGCCGAUGCCUGUGGCGACGACGCCGCGGAGGCCCCUUCGGCAUCCCAAGCAGUCGGUGUCGCCGACACCAGCGGAGAGGCCGGAGACGGCGUCGACAAGGCAGAUGAGAAGGCAGAAAGGUCUGUGGCGAGGACCGCGGAUCAGGAAAAGGAGGAGGAGGAUCGUGAGGAGCGUGAGCAGGGGCAUGGGCAGGAGGAGGAGAAGGAGGAGGAGGAGGAGGAGGAUGAGGAGGAGGAGGAGGAGGAGGAGGAGGAGGAGGAGGAGGAGGAGGAGGAGGAGGAGGAGGAGGACAAGGCGGCGGCGGCGGAGGCCGUGGAGCAGGGUUUCGGGUCGGUGGAGCAGGUGGCGGAGGGGGAGAAGCAGAAAGAGGGGGAGGAGGAGGUAGAGUUCCCCUGGGUCGAAUUCGAGAUGGAGGAUGUUGAGGGAGCGGCGGCGGUGGCCGUGGAGGGAGCGGCGGCGGCCGUGGAGGGAACGGGUGGGAUGUCGGCGGAUGUUGUGUACGUGCGAGGGGAGGGUGCCGAUGUGGAGAAUGUCGGCGUGGAGGAGGCGCACGUGGUCGGCAAUGUGGUUGGUGACGCGAAGGAGGAGGAUAACGCCGCGGCCCCGACGCCGACGGGCGUGGAGACCACCACAGGGAACGCAGGGGUGGAACGCUGGGGUGGAGCGGUAGAGGCGGGCCGUCAACCGGGUUCCUCAGCAGCUGGUCGGCAGGCAACGCCGGCCGUCGUCGCGCAGCUGCGACAGGAGAACAGGUGGCUGAGGGCUGAAAAUGCUCGUCUCGAGACGGCGCUCGGAAUGGAGAGGGGUCGGGUGGACAGGUUUGCGAUGGGGAUUGGCCGCCUCGUGGACAAGCUCAGGUCGUUGGCCGACCAGGUCGCCGCCUCCGACCAGGACGCGUCGAGUCGGCUGAUGGACGCGUCCUUGACCAUGGCAACGACCGUGACGGAGAACAUCACCGCCAACAUGGGUGAAGCAUGGGAUGCGAUGAAGGCGUACGCCGAGAGGGCGGAGUGCUGGUUGGACGAUCUAGAGAAUCCGGAGGGGUUUAUGGCGGUGCAACGUGCGAACGCGGUCGUCCCCAUGGGCAACCACGUGGACGAAGCGAGGAAGGGAUUGGAGGAAUACAUAUCGAAGCACCUAGUCGCCGCGCAGACCAACAUCGCCGCCGCGGUAACUCAACGCGUCGCCGUCCCGCCGCCCACGCCGCCCGCCCCACCGCCAGCCUUCCCGGACGAGCUCAUGAAGUCUUUCAAGGCGGACGUGUUGAAGGCGGUGACUGAGGCCACCCAGCAGUCGUUUGUUGCAUCCGGGUUAAACCUCAUGACCCAGGUGAUCGGCCAUCUGGUGCCUGGUCGGCAUGGGUCGUCGCCGUCGGCCAAUGAGGCCGACAAAAAGGGUGCGAAAAGGGCGGGCGGCGGAGAUGAUGCGUUGAGCUCGAAGCGGAGCAAGGGAGCCGAUGGGAGCCGCGGCGUCGGCCAGGUGGGUCCAGGCGGCUCGCGGAGCAAGGGAGUCGACGGGAGCGGAGGUACAAGCGUGGUCAACCAGCUCAAGAAGAACGGGGCCAAGGUGAUAAGGACGCACAGCAAGGGCGAUGGAAUCAGGAGUGCGGAGGGGGGCCCUGCCGACCAGGUUGCCGCUCAAGAGGCUGGACCAACAGCCCCGCCAUUAGUCGCCGAGAAGCCGGCCAGUCUAGCGACCGCACCAACGGCGAUAGAUGGCGGCGCCAAAACCGUCAAGGGACCGUCCGGCGGAGUGGCGGGGACCACGUCGAUCCCCCGCAACCCCCCUGCGGCUAGCAGCGCGCCGAUCGCCCCGUCAGCCGCCAACAACGAUGGGCCGUCCCUUGCGGCUUUUCCAGCACCAGCAGGCACGUCUGCCGCCAAGGUUGACGCGGUGGAUGCUGCGGCUAACCGCGCUGGUCCGUCCGCCCCAAAGGCGAACGCGCUCAGGGAGAUGCUCAGCCGCAUGGAGACCCAUCGACAGGACGUGCAGCAGCCUCCCGUGGUCGGUACCGCGCCGGCCACAACAGCACGUCGCUCGGUCACUCCCCAGGUCGCCGCCACAACGUCCAGUGCCCCACCUACCGCGCCUAUCAUCGCCACCCGUCCUCCUGUGGACCCAAAGUCCGAGUUGCUUCGCGCCCGGUUAGGCGCACGUACUUUGGCAGCGCCCGCACGGGCUCAGCCGGUAUCCAGCUCACGCGCGACGCUGACGUCGGUGACCGUAGAUGCACACACACUCGGUGCGGCUACUGUCGAGGCGGUGGCGGAGAAGGGCGUGAGUGCAGCGCUAGCCACGGGCGGCAGAUCAGUUGACCCUGCACAGGCGGCGAAGGACCACAACGACGCCGAUAUCGCUGCCAUCCAGGACCUGUUGGAAGCCGUAAACCGCCCCAAGAAGCCCCCUGUGCUGGCCAUCUUGGACUCGGCGAGUCCCACCGGUUGUACAGCGGAGCCAAAGACGACCACUGCUGCGGUCGGCGCGGGAAAGUCGAAACGGAAGGGGACGGUCGACGCAGGGAAAGCGAGGCCGAGCUCGAAGAAGAAAACACGGGCGACGUCGGCGAUGGUGAAGUCGGUGGAGAAAGGACAGGGGAUGGCGACGGCGAUGGUGAAGGAGAAGGUGGCGGAGAAAGGGAAGGAGAAGGAGAAGGAGAUGGAGGAGAAGAAGGAGAAGGAGAAGGAGGAGAAGGAGGAGGAGGAGAAGGAGGAGGAGGAGAAGGAGGAGGAGGAGGAGGAGGAGGAGGAGGAGGAGGAGGAGGAGGAGGAGGAGGAGGAGGAGGAGGAGGAGAAGGAGAAGGAGGAGGAGGAGGAGAAGGAGAAGGAGAAGGAGGAGAAGGAGGAGGAGGAGAAGGAGGAGGAGGAGAAGGAGGAGGAGGAGGAGGAGGAGGACGAGGAGGAGGAGGAGGAGGAGGAGGAGGAGGAGGAGGAGGAGGAGGAGGAGGAGGAGGAGAAGGAGGAGAAGGUGGAGGAGGCGGAGGUGGAGGAGGAGAAGGCGGCGACGGAGGAGGAGAAGGUGAAGGUGAAAGAACGGAAGGGUCAUGGCAUCCGCCACGACACCACGGGCGACAAGCAAGGGUGGGUGGGCGAGAUUAAGGUGGUCGGGAACGAGAGCAGAUACACCGGCAAGUCCCGCGAGAAGAUGGAGCUGGCGUACCUUCACUCGAUUGUGUACCUCCUGUACGACGGUUACGUCAGCAAGAUCCUCAUGGCCGAGCUCACCGGCUUAGAGGAAACAGUGAUGAAGCAGUGGAGGGCGGUGUGGAAAGAAGUCCGGUUCUUGCCGGCUGGGAUGUGGACGACAUCAGGCGAUGCGCACCACGACGCGCUUUUGCCCGCGAUCUGGUUCCCCGUCGAUGCCGACACGAAGGAAGGGAAGCAGAAAUCGGAUGCAAUGAUGUCGGCCAUGAUUGAUCGCGUGUCCUUGUGCGCGGUGUAUGGGAAGGUCGUUGCAUCCGCGGCGAGAAAGGAGGGCGACACGGAUGAGACGACGGCGAAGGUCGCACAGGCGCUAUCGGCCUCCGCUUGCGCCCUGUGGUGCUUAGUCGAGGGCGACGGCGCCCAGGUGGCUGAUGCCGUGCGCGAAGGGAAGGCGGCGGCGAUGUUGGUCGGCGCGAGCGAGACUACCGCCGCCGAGUUCAAGAAGGUCAUGACGGCGGUGCUGGAGGCCGCGAUCAGCAGGCAGCAACCCCUCGGGGAGGUUGCGCACAACGUCGCACCGGCGUUGGAGUCCACCACUCUGGCCAAAGCCUAUCCGGGGUUGGAUGUUGAUGCCGAGGCCAAACUGAUCGCACGAGCGACGGUGGAAACCCUCGUGUUCUGGGGAAUGUGCCCCGUGGAUGGGCCGAAACUCAGGAAGAUCGGCAUCGCGGUGUCGCUUGACGCGCAGAUGGAGUACGAUAUCGAACACAGGGGGAGGAAGAGGCAGAGGGGCAAGCAGGGCAAGGACAGCUCGGGGAAGAAGGGGAAUAAGGGCAGAGCGGGCAAGGACAGCACGGCGGCGUAG